Messenger RNA from Eublepharis macularius, 3335 nucleotides. RefSeq names its product ring finger protein 170 (gene RNF170). The transcript is spliced from 9 exons. Gene Ontology annotation, molecular function: metal ion binding; ubiquitin protein ligase activity. The record is from RefSeq and is a predicted model, not a curated record. The coding region runs from base 311 to 1072 and encodes 253 amino acids. NCBI's taxonomy places the organism in Eukaryota, Metazoa, Chordata, Lepidosauria, Squamata, Eublepharidae.
CCCGCCGCGGCCGCGUGAGGCCUUGUUGGGCGCGCUCGACACGGACUGAGGGAAAGAUUGCAUGAAAGUGAACCUCGCCUGUGCGAUUCUGACACCUUGGAAUGUGUGUGGUCUUUUUCACAGCGGAUUGUAUGAUAGCUGCUGUUUUCAAAGGUGUCCUAACUUUCCUCUGAGGCAGGAGCCUCACCUGUCUGUUUCAGCACUGCUUGGAAGUGUUGAAACUAUGGCCUGCGAAGCAUUUGCUGUGGCUCCGAAGAGAAGUGGCUGGUGACAUGGUGCUAAGUCUGCUAAUUUCCAGCUAAGCUCUGGAAUGGCCAAUCAAGAAGUAGAAGUCCAAAUAGACGAUGAUUCAAUGAUAGAAGGAAUAAGUGAUCAGGUACUGCUGGCAAUUGUACUCAGUAUCACAUUCCUUGUUGCGCUGGCAUAUAUGCUUUUAAGAAAUGAACAUCCAGCUAUUCAUCCAGAUAACCAAGAGCUAGUAAGAGCAGUUCGACAGCAGUUACAAUCAGAUCAGCAGAAUGCAGCUGGAGACCGGCAACGUUUCUAUACCGAUAUGUCCUGCCCUGUCUGUUUACAACAGGCUACGUUUCCUAUCGAGACCAACUGUGGACACCUAUUCUGUGGUUCCUGUAUUAUUGCGUACUGGCGGUGUGGUUCGUGGCUGGGUGCAAUACAUUGCCCUAUAUGCAGGCAGACGGUGACUUUAUUUUUACCGCUCUUCAAUGAAAGUCAUCAAGAUGCAGUACAAAUACUUCAGGAUGUCAGUGAUUACAACAGAAGGUUCUCAGGACAGCCAAGAUCGAUUAUGGAAAGGAUUAUGGAUUUGCCCACGUUAUUGCGUCAUGCGUUCAGAGAAAUGUUCUCUCUUGGAGGUCUCUUCUGGAUGUUCCGUAUCAGAAUAUUCCUCUGUCUAAUGGGAGCCUUGCUGUAUCUAGCAUCACCCCUGGAUUUUCUGCCCGAAGCUCUGUUUGGAAUUCUAGGAUUUUUAGACGAUUUCUUUGUGGUCUUUCUGCUACUUAUAUAUAUCUCCAUCAUGUACCGAGAGGUUGUAACACAGAGGCUGAAUAGAUGAAAGCGGUGUGCCAUGAUCAGCAUUUAAGAAGAUUAAGGGGAAUGUUUGAAUGAAUGAAUGAACUACUUCUGAGUAAAGCAUACGGUAAAGAUUCUUAAUGCGCUUUGAGUUUCUGCUGUUAAGGAGCUUCUUUCCAAACAUGCAAGCAUGAUGAAUUGAAAUCACGGUGACAGCAAACUGGAAUUUUUGUGGGUGCUCUAUAAAAGAGAUUUAUUCAAGAUUACAUAUGUUUACAACAGAUGAGUAAUUAUACAUCGUUCAGGUGUCACCAUCUCUAAAAGGGAAUUUCUUUGGGGAUUUUGAGGCAAAAAAAAAAUACUGAAUUAGAUUAGAUGUUGUCAUUGUACAGUUUUGUAUUCAUUUUACAGUUUCAAAGACUGUGUUGACUUACUGUGAGUCCAGAGAGAAAGGGGUCGUUGGGAGGGGUGGAUUGUGGAGCAAGCUGUGAGCCAAGGGGCCCCUGCCAGCUUGGUACUGCUGGGCUGUAGUGAUAGCGAUGGUGUAUUCUUGCCCAACCCGUUGUCAACAUGCUGUGGCCUGGGUCCAAGCUAUGCAGCUCUUGCUGCUCUCUGUGCCGCCCUCACCGCUGGGCAUACUCGGCUUUGCUUGCUUCUGUCCGUAAGUGGCCAUCCAGGCCCUCACCUGGCACCUGGUCAGUUAAAGGGCCAGUCCACUCUGAGUAGAUGGAUGUUUUUUUAAAAAUAAAAUAGUUUAGCAUCUCUGCCUGUGCAGGAAAUGUUCAAGCUGUACAACAGUCAACAUAAGCUUGACCUAGGGCAUCAUAUUGCAUAAGCACAAUAAAUACAGUAUUGCUUCUGCUGCAACAGUGAACAAUUAACGUGUGUGGUUCAAUCUGACCUUUGUGUACUUUCCAUUAGGAUAAGAUUCCUUGAACACUCCUUGUUGGCGGAUGUUUUUUAAAAAUGCAUUGUCAGUUACAACCUGAUGUGGAUAAAAGAGAAGUCUGCUCCAUCUAGAGCUAGGCUAAGGUGGAUAGACAAGUAUGGUGCAAUAUUAGACUAAGGGAAAUGAUUUGAUGAUUACCUAGCUAUGGCUGAUACUGCAGCUAGCUCAAAUUUAAAACUGAAUUUUCUAUUAAAGUGACUUGAAAGAACAUUGGGGACCACAGAUAGCUGGUUAUUGACCUGUAUAUAACCAUGCAGUUCCAAAAACUUAAGGGCCUUUAAGUUUCCUUAAGAAAGUUCCAUGAUUUCUGCCAAUUCCCCCCUCCCACUGAGUUUCCCCACACCCCAGAUUUUGGUAUUGGGGGUCUGCAGACUCUCAGGAAAGCUUAGGAGGGGCAAAGUUGUAGUCUGCAGUGAGAGAGGGGAGGAAUCAGUAGAAAUGUUUGUCCCCUCUUAAGAAAGCUGAACUGCCCUUAAGCUUUUGGAAUGUUUGGUUGAAUACAAGCUGAUAUUGUGUACAUCCUCCAUACAAUCAAAUGCAUGCUUACUUGGGAAUAAGCACUGUUGAACUCAGAGGAACUUUCAGUAUCCAUGCCUGGAGGAGCAGGCUGCUGGCACUACACUCUUGGCCAAAAUACAGAGAGACUCUGUUGGAGUCACUUAUCCCAGGCAGAAUUUGAAUAGUUCUCGAGGGGGGCGUUGUUGAGGGUCAAAUAGCCCGGGAAGCACUGUUUACACCACUGCAUUUGAGAGUAUGGUUGGGUAUACAAUGCUGUGAAUAUCUCCCCCUCCCUGCACGUAAAGGAAGUUGCCAUUAUUGCUUUAAGCAGGCAGGAAGAAAAGGGUUGGGAGAGCAUUUGGAUAUAUGUGGAUUAUUUAUGAUACAAGACUUACAAAAACAUGUCCUUAAGGGGUAUAGGUAAAGACGUGGGGACUUUUCACUUCCGGCAGUGGCCAAGUAAUGCUCCUGAUUAAUUGACAUGAUGCCGUUUUGUGGGUAUUGCUUGAUGUUUGACCAACUCAAAAAUCAGAAUAUUCAAAGGAGAAAAAGUGUGAGAGUUUUACUGUUGGUUAAGAAGGCAUUUUAAAUGUGAUUAAAGAGAGAGGCCAUGUGCCCUCGCUUCCUCCCUGGUUACAGAUUUUGCCCCUCUUAAGAAUGUAAGAGGCGCCUGCUGGAUCAGCCCCCUGUUAAAGAUAUCUCUGCUCGUAGCUAUCAUUACCUACGCUGACAGUGAAUUCCACAGUUUAGCUAAUGGUCAAGCAAAGAAGUAUUUCCUAGGCCGUUUCCAGAUGGCUUAUCUGCCCCCGGAACGUCGUGCCAUGGUGCGGGAAAAACGCGAAACAACGUGUUUUCUCGC